AUGCCGCUCACUGUGAACACAUCCCGCAACAUCCCGUCCGCCAACUUGUCUAGUGAAGACCAUGUCAUUAAGACAAAGUACAAGGGUACUAGUGACGAUCUUAAGCAGUUCAUCAGGAACCUUCCUGAAAUUGAGACUUCGGAGCCAGAGUCUGAGGAGCCGUUGGUCAUACCUAUGAACUUGAAGAAGUGUGUAUUUGAGUUGGUCGACGCAGAGGCUCAAGCUCCAGAUGUUGGCCAUCAGUCGGAGACCGGCAGUGUAACCGAGUCGGAAGAUGACGAAGAGUUCAUGGGUUUUGUCAAAGGGCUUGGCGAAUACCACGGAGCUGUGAAAAGGCGCCGCUCUGCUAUAGACGUUGCCGUCGUAAACAAACGAGUCAAGACAGAGGGCCCAUCUGACAGCUCUCGCGCUGCGUUGAAACCACCUCUUUCAUUCUGCAUCCCUCGUGCAACACGCCGGCCGCCGUGCUCUUCCCGCGGGUCGUGCCGCAGCCUCGCCACGCCCUCCCUCCUCGCCGCGGGCGACGGCAACGCCGGCCUGCACGACCCGCGCAACGUCGUAAUCGCGGGCGAGAGCUCGAGCGGCGCAAGCGUAGUCAUGCAGAUCGCCGCGUACGGCGGGCAGCGGGAGGCUCCUUUUCAGUGUGGUACAGGCGAGUCAAUCGGGUUCGGGCCGAUGAUGAACGAUACCCAGAACGCGGAGCUGUUCGCAAACAUCACCCAAUGGGCCGGCUGCCCCUCCUCCCCCGAGUCCACUGCCCUCGCAUGCCUACGUACCACCUCGCUCGGCGCCCUCGUCUCCGUAAUCAACCACACCCCGCUCGGCGCCGUCUCGCCCACCGUCGACGCCGCAGUAGGCGCGGACGCCUUCCUCCCCGACCGGCCCUCGCGCUUCAUUGCCCAAGGCAAAUUCGCGAGCACGGGGCGCCGGCGGAUCUGCAGACGGAGGAGGAGGUGA
Coniophora puteana RWD-64-598 SS2 is the source of this 957-nucleotide messenger RNA. RefSeq lists its product as uncharacterized. The transcript has 5 exons. Bases 1 to 957 code for a protein of 318 amino acids. The record is from RefSeq and is a predicted model, not a curated record. Lineage: Eukaryota; Fungi; Basidiomycota; Agaricomycetes; Boletales; Coniophoraceae.